AUGAAUCCCGAAGAUCCGCUAGUGCAGGCAUUACCGCCGGCCACUGACUAUCUCACCUAUCUUACCCUCCUCGAGUACCAGUUGACUCCCCAACGCCUCCCACUGCUCCACCAGCUGUUGCAAGAUGAGCGCCUCACUACCAACAUCGGCUGGGACCUCAUCAAGCUGCUUCUGCCCAUGCUCCCCGCAUCCACUGAAUGUCUGCAGGAUGUGGCCCGGCUCGGCAACCCGCGUGAGGUCAUCCUGCGGGUGUCCGAAGCCUUGAUGCAGCUCCAGCCCGAGGAAGACGACGACGACGACGACGAAGCCACGGAUGGCUCGUUACCCAAACAUAUACUGCAGUUCAACUGUCUCUUGGCCAUGCUGUCCUUGCUUCAUGGCCGAAUUCAAACCAAAGCUCCAAGCCGCUUCAUUGCGACUUCGCUCCAUGCCGCACUCGAGGCAUAUACAGCCAUGCCCUGUGACGAGACUACUCUGGCCCUGCUCGAGUUCCUCCGCGAUGUUUCUCCCAGCAAGCGACCGGCCCCACCCCCGCGAGCCUCAAGUGAGUCGAGCGUAUUGCGAACUGUGGAAAUUUCUGCUCCAGAUCCCGAAGCGGAAGUACCGUCGCCGUCACUGUCGGCAAACAACGAGAGCCUUUUGGUCAGGAAAUUCAUCCAAUUCGGUUUGUUGGAGUUACUCAAGUCCUAUCUCUUGAAUUUCUCGGGCCCAAUGGAUCCCGGCAUGUCCUGGACCGUUCGCAUGCAAGAGCAUCUGCAUCCAUCUCUGCGGUUGCCGGAACAGUCGCAGACACAGGCAUACUCAACCACCAAGGAACUGAGAGAACGGGACAUGCUCAUGGGCAAUAUUGUGGCAUUAUCACGAGAUGUUGGGAUGGAUAGUACUGAACUCUUGUCAAUCGUUUCCCGCUCCCCCCAGGAGCACCCGCCUCCGCUGGACUUCGAAGAGCCUCCAAAAUUCCCGGACGAAAUUCCACUGGAGCGCCACGGCUCACUGUUACUUCUUGCAGCCCGUGCCGCGGGCUUUACCCUCUUUACAUCUGGCCUUCAGAUGCCACCGCUCUCCGUCUUCCCAGAUAUAUCAGCGAUCUUCGCGAACUUCCUCGGUCACUCCGAAAAUGUGGAUGAAGUAGCUUAUGGCCAGCCGCAUGCGCUGCUCGACUCCUUGCUGGCUCUCACUGUGCACGCCAUGCAAAAUCCCAUUGUCACACCAUCCAGCGAGACAGAGUUCAAAGACUUCGCCAUUGCCUUGACUGCAUGCACAGCGCGCCAGACACAUGGUAUUGUCCGCCAGAUCCCAGCGACCGUCGUUCACAGUCAUCCGUCUUCCGCCACACGAUUUAAACUUAUCCACUCCAUCUUGGAAGAAAUGAGUUUGAUGUCUAUCCGGGACAGCGCUAUUGCGUGGUUGAGAGAGGAAAUCAUCGGUCACGAAUCAGCAGAUACCGUCUUCCACGACCCGCUUCAUUUUUGGGUUCUAUUCCAGCCCCUCUUCGGCCCGGUCAAAACAGCUACCUCUGCGAAUCUACUGGACAGUUGGAUGCGUCUCACUCAAACCGAGGGCCCGGCUUUGCACUCCGCAUUGAACCUCUACUAUCUACUCCUUUCGUCUUCUUCUCUAAGGGAUACCCUGCAACUGGAAAAGACCGUGGCCACCUUCCGUGGCGAUGGACUCAUCGAAUCUGCUGUUGGCAAGGAGAUGUGUCAGGUGGGCAAUGCUCGGUCUGUAGGAUUGAUUGGUCUCACGCUGGAUCAAAUUGAAGAGGCGGUUCACGAUGCCUAUGGGACCGAUGACUCGGAUUUGAAGGCGUUUACGCAAGAAGAAGAGACACGAGUGUCUGAGAUUCGGAAAGGGAUGGAGGGAUGGAACUAG
Molecule: messenger RNA, 1872 nt
Organism: Penicillium cinerascens
Lineage: Eukaryota; Fungi; Ascomycota; Eurotiomycetes; Eurotiales; Aspergillaceae
Exons: 3
Coding region: 1-1872 (623 amino acids)
Biological process (GO): cellular response to oxidative stress
Cellular component (GO): cytoplasm
Source: RefSeq, a predicted model, not a curated record